AUUCUGGCACCAGUUCUCAUGUGGAUGGAAAAAGUGCAGGAAGAUUUGGAGGCACAUGGAAGUGACUGUGACCCACGACGGGAGCCUUGACAACCAGCCAAUUCAGAACACAGACCUUGACAUCAGAAGGCCCCGAGUUCAAAUCCUGCCUUGCUCCCUUUCAGCUGGAAAGCUUUGGUCAAUUUACUUAGCCUCUCUAAGCCGGUUUUCCCUUCUGCGAAAUGAGGAUACACAAGCUGCCACCUCACAGAAUGACUCUCACCCACGCCUCUCCAAGCCUCCCGACAGAAGACAGAGGUCCCCCACAGCCCAGAGACAUUUCCUGAAGACAUGGGGAGCACAGAGGCAGAAACAGCCCAUCCACCCAGGAGCUGUCCCCUACGCUGCCGGGAGCCAGCACCCAGAGCCGCCAGGUAAAACUGAGGCCACCUGGUUCAACAUCGCCUUUCACAGAAGGGGAAACAACCACAGAAAGAAGGGCCUGGUAAGAAGUGGAACCUGGGACCCGCAAGCAGUGUCUCUCAUCCUGAUGGGGAUCCAGAGGAGGAGGGAGCCUUUGGUGGGACACAAAGGAAAAGAACGAGGCACCAACAGCAAGGGACAAGCAGAUUCAAGGGCCACAGAGGAGAUGGAGGCAAACACCUUCCCCUGGUCAGAGGCUGCACCUCAGCCCUUCUCCCUGCAACAGUUUCUCCUUCAGAAGCAUGGGACUACCUCCCAUCUAGUUCUCGUUUCUAAAGCCAGGGGAGAUGCUAUCUUUGCUGCAAUAAUCCUAGCCUGCAUCUUGGAAUGGAAAUGGCCUUGGUGGAAAUGGUCUUCAACUCCCCUGGUCCAAGCUCAGGCCCUGUGACCCUGGAACAAUCCCCUUCCUGGUCCUCCAUGUAGAAGCAAUAACAUUCCCUUGCCGGCGGCACCAGCCGUUCUGAUGGUUAAAUGGUAUCGGACACUGUUUUCCAAACUCAGUCAUUCAGAUGCCCCCUAUUUUAUUUCUUCCAUGUCUGUAAACGAUUAUAAUAUUUUUAAAUGUAAGAUGAGUCCUUUUUAAUACAAAUAGAAAUAGCUACUGUAAAUAGAAAACUCUAACACUGUGCCUAAUUAGGAAAUAAAGGUAACCAUAAAUACAGUAAAAAUGAAACAAUGUUAUUACGCUUUAACCUAAUAGUGUGGCUUGCAAGGCCCUGGGCCUGAAGCCUGGGCAAUAAGUGAGAGUUAGAAAGGCGUCAAAGACAUGAUAGCAGCAAACUGAGACUUUCUACCCCACGGUAAAUAGGACUGAAAGCAAAUUGACAGGGAGCAACUGAUACAUUCCACAACAGAAUGCUCCCUGUCAAUUUGCUUUCCAUUCUGUUGUGUCCUGUGUCCCAGCAGAGGCUACAAACUACCCAAAAUCACUUACGCACCUGCUGCAUGUGAGAAGCCAAAGGUAGUUUAUGUGAAAGGGCUUUGGAAAUAAUCACGCACCAAGUGAAGGCAGAGGACACACCUUGUCAGCUUAGUUCUCGGCAGCAAAUCAUCUCUUUCUCAGGAUAACCCUGCCUGAUUCUUACUGAAAUCUCCUUGCUGUCACGCUAAGCUCUUCUCUCUCAGGGGCAGUGGGAGCUGUGGAGAGUGGAGUAGACCCAGCUGUCUGUGACCCACAAGGGAGUCCAACAUAGGAAUCACUCCCCAGCCAAAUGCAAGGUUUUUAAAAAUGUAUUUAUUUAUUUAUGUAGAGACCAGGCUAUGAGACUGGCUAAUUUUUGUAUUUUUGGAUAGAGACAGGAUUUCAUCGUGUUGCCCAGGCUGGUCUUGAACUCCUGGGCUCAAGCGAUCCACCUGCCUCGGCUUCACAAAGUGCUCAGGAUUACAGGCAUGAGCUACUGUGCCCAGCCACCAAAUGCAGUUGAAAAGAGUUUCUGCAAGAGAAUUCUACAGAAAAGGAAAGCAGUUAUCUGGCUGGGAAUACCUUAGACAGAGGCUGUCCUCUACACAGGCUGUCAGAACUGACCUACUGACAUGCCUGGCAUGAUAGACCAGAGGGAAACACUCUUUCCACUCUUCCCAGAGUGAGGCCUGACUUCAGAUUUCUGCUAGAGGUGUAAGAGACAGACUUCUUUUUUUCAGACGGAAUCUCACUCUGUCGCCCAGGCUGGAGUGCAAUGGCAAGAUCUCGGCUCACUGCAACCUCCGCCUCCCUGGGUUCAAACAAUUCUCCUGCCUCAGCCUCCCUAGUAGCUGGGAUUACAGGCUCCUGCCACCACGCCUGGCUAAUUUUUGUAUUUUUAGUAGAGACAGUGUUUCACCAUGUUGGUUAGGCUGGUCUCGAACUCCUGACCUCAGAUGAUCUACCUGCCUUGGCCUCCCAAAGUGUUGGGAUUACAGGCGUGAGCCACUGCGCCCAGCAUUUUUUUUUUUUUUUUUUUUUUAAAUAGACAAGCGCUCCCUAUGUUGCCCAGGCUGGUCUUGAACUCUAGGCUCAAGCGAUCCUCCUGCCUGAGCCUCCCAAAGUGCUAGGAUUACAGGCAUGAGCCACUGCUCCCAGCUCUGUUUUUGUUUUUUUAAGGAGGUAUAUUUUUUCUGUUCUCUCUCAGCCCUGAAGAAAGGCUACCCACCCCCUUCAGACAUUCCUGAAAAUAUAUGUCAUCCAACAUCAAGGCCACCACAGUGACCACUAAGCAAUGCAAGAAGGUCCUCUGGGGUGCCCUGAGAUCUUGGCAGGGCAGAAGAGUGAGAAGGGGCUUUGCCUGCUCACCUGAAAGUUCCCACCCAAGCCAGGCCCAGAAAACAAAAUGAAUGAUCUACAUGGUUAUCCAGUCAGCCACCAAAUGGCAUUACCUGGGUCCAUCAUCAUGUUCCAAGCCACGGGUCAGACCCAGGGCCCCCAAAUUAACAAGACACAGGCACUGUCCUCAGGAAGUUGAGAUCUAGCCAGUUCAGACCCACACACAAAUAACACUGACACUAGAGAUAAUGAGAUUGGGAAUUAUGAUUCAGCCAUUCAACCUGGGCUUAUGUGGCAUCUACACCACCUGGCCCUGAUUUCAGUAGUGAGCACAGUUGACAGGGUCCCUUCCCCUAGCAGGUGAGCCAUGUGGUCCACAAGUGGAGGUGGUCGUAAGUGAAAACCACAUUACUAGCAUGGUAAAGGGUUAGAAAGAGGGCACAGGGUGGGUGAGAACAUGGAGCAGGGGGUGCUGAUAGCUAAAGAAGUCAAGGAGGAGCUGGGCACUGUGGCUCACGCCUAUAAUCCCAGCACUUUGGGAGACCAAGGCGGGUGGAUCACCUGAGGUCAGGAGUUCUAGACCAGCCUGGGCAACAUGGUGAAACCCUGUCUCUACUAAAAAUACAAAAAUUAGCCAGGCGUGGUGAUGCAUGCCUAUAGUCUCAGCUACUUGGGAGGCUGAGGCAUGAGAAUCGCUUUAACCCGGGAGGCGGAGGUUGCAGUGAGCUGAGAUCGUGUCACUGCACUCCAG
Symphalangus syndactylus (siamang) is the source of this 3452-nucleotide messenger RNA. RefSeq lists its product as uncharacterized. NCBI's taxonomy places the organism in Eukaryota, Metazoa, Chordata, Mammalia, Primates, Hylobatidae. The record is from RefSeq and is a predicted model, not a curated record.